AUGUGGGCCAGUCAAUAUGUGAGAAGUAGAACUGGAAGAUUGUUAUUAGAACGACUACAAGUAGCUGAGGAGGAAAACCAAGAUAUAGAUACAACAUCAGUGAGUGCAGACUGUAAACACCCCACUGGUUUUCCAGCCCCCUUUCUGAAAAUAUUUCUUGCACAAUCGAUCACAUACAGUACAUUUUUUUAUUUCUACCCAAAUCUUUACCUCUAACUGACAGUCUUUGAUAUUUGAUCUUUCUGAUCAUGUUAUAUUGUGCAACUGCUGUUAGAAUCUUGUUGGAGGUGGGGCAGAUAUGAGCGAAUUGUAAACAACGGUUUACGUGCAUUUCACCCAGAAUUUCAGAUCAAAGCUCCACAAUACACAGUGACUCACUGCAUACUGAUAAUAACUGAAACAACUGAACGGCAUGGAAAUUUUAAUUGAUUUGAUUUUCAAUAUGAUCGAAUGUGACCGAUGAACAUGACCAUCAAGACAAAAGAUUGAUUAGUCAACUCUCCUUCAGUCUGAACAUUGUCCUUUGACCGGUCAAUAUUUCGAGCCCUGAACACUGCUUCAAAGGAAGCCACACCUAGACUAAAUAAAGAUCAGAUUUGCAAAAUGUUGCUAUUGCAUGUACAGAAAAUUUCUUUGUGAAGAAAAAUGCUUACAAAUCAAACCAGCCCCAAUUAACCAAAUUAUUAUGUGUUGUUUGUUUGUUUUUUUCUUUUUAGUGGUACAAGUGCAUUAACUCUUCACUCUCAGAAGAAUUGCAAGCAAAGUUUGUAGAGAGCACCCUGGAUAAAGAAACUGAAGCCUUCCUGCAGAACUGCCAUCAAAAAGCUGAUUCGGUGCUCUCACAAGUUGGACAUCUUUUUUUUAAAGGAUUUUUUGGUUAUUUCUUCUCUGUAACUACAGUCAAUGGGUAA
Molecule: messenger RNA, 911 nt
Organism: Porites evermanni
Lineage: Eukaryota; Metazoa; Cnidaria; Anthozoa; Scleractinia; Poritidae
Source: the annotation of a GenBank genome assembly